AACACAGAGCCUGUGAGAGCGCUGGCCGAGUACAGUGGUGGUCCGUGUAGCCGACUUCGUACGUUAUUAUUUCACUCUGUGGCUGUGAUAUUAAGUGUGCCCGUGACUUGGUCUAUCGUAAACCCUUUUGUUGUCCGAAAUGUCUGAUUUUGACUUGAUGUCGGGGUUCGAUAAGGACAAUGGUUCCCUGGGGAACAGCGCUGCCGCUCCCCACACGACUUCGUCGUCGACGACGACAACAACACAGCCCCCUCCUCCUCCUCCUCCUUCGUCGUCGGAAGGAUCGAAUCGCGAUUCCCUCAACCUGGACGACUUCGAAAAGGUAGAGGCCGAUCAGCUGUUGGGAGGGGGCCCUCCUCCUCCGCCCACGUCCCUUUCGUCUGGGAUCGGCAGCCUUGCCCAGAACACCCAGGCCGCCGCCGUUGGGUUGGUAGAUGACAUAAUGGCCCAUGUCAAGAAUUCGGGAGACGAUCUGUUUUCCAACCUCACAUCUGCAGGAUUUACUACUUCCAACGCCGAGGCGAAAGGGAAGGAGAGUUCCCCUAUGGCGUCAGAUCCUUUCAAGAUGGAUUUCGCCCCGAAGGACACUACUACCAAAGAGGUGUCCUCUGUCCCGUCCGAUAACAUGAUGUUCUCCGGUGAUUUCAUGUCCUCCUCUUCGUCAGACGACGCUAAGUUCAGCGGUCUAGAUGUAGGAUUCUCCUCCAUCCCGGCCUCGGAAUCCUUCACGUCCAACCUCCUGGCGUCGGCCCCCCCGCCCCCUUCCACCAAUCUCUUCGACGACUCUCCAAAGGCCGACGAAAAGCCUUCCAUGGGCUUCGGUGGGUUCGACGACUUUCUGUCCAGGGAUGACGACCUGCUGAAGGGCAAGCAAGACUUCUCCCUCCCCGACGUGAAGGAAUCCGUGAAGGGAGCCGCCGAGUCCCUGAUGGACGCCUUCCCGUCCUUCGGCAGUCAACCACCUGUGGUGGAGGAGCCCUUGAAGAGAGAUCCUUCGCCCGAUUUCAGGAAUCCUACCCCUCCCAGAACCCCCACAGCAGCACCGGUGCAGGAUGUCUUGGCCUCUCCAAAACAGCCUACCCCUCCAAGGACGCCCACGCCGCCCUUGAGAGAACCCACUCCACCUCUGGUUAAAGAACCCACCAUCCCAAAGCAGCCCACCCCUCCAAGGACGCCCACUCCACCCCCGAGGGAACCAACACCUCCCCCAAGGAAACCUUCACCCCCACCAAAGGCCCCAACACCUCCAAGGGAACCAACACCUCCCCCAAGGGAACCUUCACCCCCACCAAAAGCCCCAACACCUCCAAGGGAACCAACUCCUCCUCCAAGGGAACCAACACCACCUCCAAGAGUGCCCACACCACCCAAGAAGGAACCUACGCCCCCUCCGAAGGAGCCCACUCCACCACCUCGCACUCCAACGCCCCCGGCAAAGUUGGUGUUUUCGGCCCCUGUGCAAGAAGCCACCGUCUCCCCCAGCAGGAGGAGCUACACAGUCUCGAAGGGCACCGAGAACGCCUUCAACGUCUUCAAGCCAAGGGCCUGGUUCAACCCAGAUCAGCUGGACCCUAGAGUGGUUGACCUCAUCUAUUGGCGCGAUGUGAAGAAGACAGGUGUCGUCUUCGGAAGUGUGAUGGUCAUCCUCCUGUCUUUGGCCUACCUGUCCCUCAUCUCCGUGGUGGCCUACACUUCCUUGGCUCUCCUCUCUGGAACCAUCACUUUCCGUGUCUACAAGAACAUCAUGCAGGCAAUUCAGAAAUCACAGGAUGGACACCCCUUCAAAACUAUCCUGGAAAUGGACACAGAUCUUCCAUCAGAGAAAGUUCACGAAGCAACUGAUGUCAUUGUGUCACAGAUUAACUCCACAGUUUCUGAACUGAAACGACUAUUCCUUGUUGAAGACCUUGUGGACUCUGUCAAAUUUGGUUGCCUUCUGUGGUGUCUGACAUACUUGGGCUCAUGGUUCAAUGGACUGACACUUGUCAUCCUGGCGGUGGUGGCAUUAUUCUCUCUCCCCAAGGUCUACGAGCAAAACCAGACACAAAUUGACCAGUAUGUUGGUCUCGUCCGUUCCCAAGUCAAUGAUGUCAUGUCCAAGGUGAAAGCUGCUCUCCCAAUUGGUAACAAAGAGAAGACGCAGUAGAUUUUCCUAAGUGUGAUAUCUUAGUGCAUAUGUUUUUGUGCGCUGCAUCGAACCACUGGCGUUUGGCAUCACUUGCAAACUUUGACAUCUGUUUAUUUGUCUUCUUGUGCAAAAGAGCAAUACCAGUGGGGAGCCAAUUUAGUGUUGUGGCUGAGCAUUCGCUGCUCCCUUUCUUCACAGUUUAUUGCUCGCUGGAAAUUUCAUUAGUGCUGCUCACCAGUGUUUUAUUGUUACAUUGACUUUGUAAUCAUGCUAAAGCUUAGGUUAUGAUUCACAAAUACCUUUUGUUUCAACCAACAUAGUACGGAGACCAAUCAAACCCAGCAGCCCAACAUUCUUGUGCAGUAGAGGGAGCAGAGACAAUAUCCUGAGUGAAUGUAUAAAUGAGGCACAGUUUGAUAGAGCGAGAAAAAAAAAUAGGCACUUCCAGCUGAUAAUAUAUUUGUAUAGUGCUAGUGAUAAUGCUCAGCUCAGAUGCUAUUGUGCCUCUGGUCACCCUAAUAAUGGAGCUCACCUUUGCUUGCUUGUCUUAGUGGAUGAGUUUUCUUCAAGCCCACUGUCAUGGUGGGUUGAAUAGAUAUCUGUUAAUAGUAAUGUCCAAAGGAUGUUAUUAGAAGACAUUCAAUCAAGGGUGAGAGACAUUGUAUGUGAGAUACACAGCUCCAUUGUAUAGUCAUUACUACAUGUAGGAUAUCUUUCCUUUAUUUUUGACAGUAGCACUGUGAAAGGAGUAUCAAUGCAAAUGUUUUCAGAAUAGUUUGUUUUUGAAUGCUUUAAAAAAUGGCUGUCUUAUAUGGUUACUGUAGACUUUUGCCAAUUUGUGUAAGAGAUCUGUCGUCAGAUGUCACUUCUAAGAUCUGUCUGUAUAAGUUACGACCUUUAAAGCUUUUUUAAUUUUUCUAUAGGAAACUGACUUCUACAAUGUACCCAGUGGCAUAUACUUUUUAUAAAUGAUAUGCAAAUAGGGUUUUGAUUUUUAUAAAAUAUAUAUGAAUAUAUAUAUAAUUAUAAUCACCUUAAGUAACUCUGUAUGGGAAACCUGGUUCCAUUUUGAUGGGUGUUCUCUUGUGUAUGUGAAGUGGGAUUUUUUUUUCUUUCCCUCUAACUAUCAUAGUGCUGUUGCUUACCACAAAAUGUAUAACAAGCUUCUGUGUACAACCUCAUUAAAUGUCAUCUUCAAGUUGCAAGAGGGAUUCCAGGCCAAUAAAAAUAAAUGACUUAACUAUGAGUGUUUUCUGUACUCGGUUUGGUUUUGGGAUCCACGAGUGAAGAACAACUUCUUUCACCCAGUUUCAAUUUUAAGUUAAUGUAAAAGGUAUUGUAGGAUGAGGCCUUUUCAUUAUUUAUAUUUGGGUAAUGGGUAGGAAAGCAAAUGUAAAAAUUUAAGUUGAAAGGUUUUCUAAAUAUCUGUAGGUGUUCUUUCAUAUUGCAUCUAUUACUGUCACAAACAACAGUAAAAUUUGCUGUAUUACCAAAUAAAACAUCCAUGAUAAA
Macrobrachium nipponense is the source of this 3640-nucleotide messenger RNA. RefSeq names its product reticulon-2-like. Bases 140 to 2146 code for a protein of 668 amino acids. Gene Ontology annotation, cellular component: axon; endoplasmic reticulum membrane. The transcript is spliced from 6 exons. Lineage: Eukaryota; Metazoa; Arthropoda; Malacostraca; Decapoda; Palaemonidae. The record is from RefSeq and is a predicted model, not a curated record.